GUAAACAUUUUUAUUAUAAUAAACGUUUGAAAAUAUAUAUUUCUUGCAAAUUCACAUCAAAGCAGGUGGGGGUGUAGGUGUCUAGAGAUAAAAUUGCUGUAAUUCGAAAAAUUGAAAACAUAAAUCCAAGAAAGUCAUUCCUUACCGAUUUAAUUGUCAUUUAUCUGUUUAAUCGACAUCAUCAACUCUUCUACUUUCAAUCAUAUUCAUCAUGUCAUUUUUAUGUUCUAUUUGCGGAAAAACUUUCAGCUUCAUUAAAGCUCUGAAUCGUCACAUCGUAAGUGUACAUAAUAAUAAUAAUAAAUUUUAUCAGUGUAUUUUAUGUCUGAAGAAUUUUUCGAGGAAAGAUAACUUUAAGAGACAUAUGCAACAGACACAUGCUUUAAAAGCACCGUAUGAUGAUUUACAAUUACGUACUGUGUUUACUGAAAACGAAACAAAAUCGAUUAAUGGGAUAAACAUGGUUAACUACGAAGCCAGCACUUCAAGAAAUGUUUACGGAACCCUUAACGAGAGAAAAAAUGUGAAUUAUAAUGCAAGUACUUUGAAAAAUGAUAAUGAUUACUUGUCUAUUACAAAAUCAUCUCCUCCGUUAAUGUCAGNAAAUCCAUUACAAAAUCAUCUCCUCCGUUUAUGUCAGGAUUAA
Daktulosphaira vitifoliae (grape phylloxera) is the source of this 646-nucleotide messenger RNA. RefSeq names its product protein tramtrack, beta isoform-like. Gene Ontology annotation, molecular function: RNA polymerase II cis-regulatory region sequence-specific DNA binding; DNA-binding transcription factor activity, RNA polymerase II-specific. Gene Ontology annotation, biological process: regulation of transcription by RNA polymerase II. Bases 212 to 646 code for a protein of 144 amino acids. The transcript is spliced from 4 exons. Gene Ontology annotation, cellular component: nucleus. The record is from RefSeq and is a predicted model, not a curated record. Lineage: Eukaryota; Metazoa; Arthropoda; Insecta; Hemiptera; Phylloxeridae.